Molecule: messenger RNA, 2618 nt
Organism: Sceloporus undulatus (fence lizard)
Lineage: Eukaryota; Metazoa; Chordata; Lepidosauria; Squamata; Phrynosomatidae
Gene: RAB25
Product: RAB25, member RAS oncogene family
Exons: 8
Coding region: 1602-2480 (292 amino acids)
Biological process (GO): exocytosis
Cellular component (GO): recycling endosome
Molecular function (GO): GTP binding; GTPase activity
Source: RefSeq, a predicted model, not a curated record
UUCUAGGUUCUCAAAACAAAAUGCGUUUCUGUGUUCCAAUAUUCCUCCCAUCACUAGCUGUUAACCAUUUCUGUUGCUAACCUGGAGAUCAGGAUCCAUGGCCUCAUGAGGGCAGCAAAGAACCACAGAAGGGUCUCCAUCAUAAGUGUUGAAUCCUCACCCUCCAAAGCUCCUCAAAGCCUAUUAUAUAGGUUAGCCAUGGUUUGUUGCUGAUUGUAGAUGGCAAACUGCAGGUUGGGUGGCCGCCUCUCAGGAACGCUUGAGCUUCUGCAAUGUCAGGGGGCUGGAGUAGAUGACCCUUGUCCACUUCUGUGACUCCAAGACAUUGGUGGGAGAACAAGCCGGAAGAACCCAACACAUUUCUGGCGUCGGACAAUCCAUGGGUGUGAAGGGAGGCUUGGUAGACGCCUAGGGAUCUCUGACGAUUAGAACCAGUUUGGCUCUGGUGUACAUUUACAAUACAAACACACCCAAAGUCUGUGUGCCCAGCAGUUGGUUUUUAAGUGUGUUUAUUUUCUCCAUGGCUCACGCCUCAAGUACUUCACAACAGGCCACUUCAGGGAAACCAUUGCGGAGGAUAAGAAAGCCCUUUGAAAACAGGGUUGGGUUUCUCACUCCAAGCAAAACCGUGUGGGACUCCUUGAGCUUUGAAAGUAUCUGGAGAAGAGAAGGUUAAAAGGUGAUAUGAUAGCCUGGUUUAAAGAUGAGAAAGGAUGUCGUCUUGAGGUUGGAGCAAGCGGAGCUCCUUGAGCUUUGAAAUUACCUUUAGAAGAAGCAUACCCUCCAAGGUUUCAGAGAGAAAAUCCAUGGAUGGCUGGGCAACUUCAGAGGAUGGUCAAGAUGGCAAAAACUGCUAAGGAGGGAGGACACACAAACCAGGAGAGGCUGCAGCAGUUUGCUUUGGCCUGAGCGGACUGGGAAGGGCACGAUUCUGCCCUUCUUCUGAAUUAAUUGAGCAUGAACUCCUUGAAAGCCAGUUUGCAGCAACAGAAAUAAACCCAGUUUGUAGCAACUGAGAUAUGCUGAGGACAAAGGGGAGAAGUAGAGAGAAACGCAUCUUAAAUGCAGCUGAGAAAGUGGGAUGGCAGAGGAUUGCUCCCUUCCUGUAGUGAAUACUAUUGCUGCUAUAAAUGCAGUUGACUUUUGAGCUGCAAGACAUGCGGCCUGAAACUUUAGGACCGUCCAAACCAUUUUCUAAGAAGUUUCCUAAAGUUCCCUGCUGUGUUUUGCCUUUUCUGUUGCUCAGCCACCCCUGCUCCCCGGGGUUUGCAUUUCCAACCCCUGAGGUCUUCCUCCUCCUCCUCUUUCCACAUCCCACCCUUCCGGUCUAACUGGAUUAGUAAUUCAGGUUUAUGACAAGGAGGCAAGGCACUAAAACACCUCUCUGACUGCAAAGCUGAGAGUCGACUGUUACCUGCCUUUUCAGUUUAGAAGCCAGUGGCGGCAGGAUCCAUCCAAACAAUUGCAGUUUCUGGUGAUGAAAGAGAAGGAAGCAAGUUUGGAGCUCUCAGGAAACAGCUGAGCCUCUUUGCACCUUCCUGGGUCACUGGGUCGGAGGAUUGGCCCCAGGAGGAGCCACCGAAUCGGGGCAGCAAGGGGCCAUGGGCGCCUCCGAGGAGGAUUACAACUUUGUCUUCAAAGUGGUCUUGAUCGGGGAGUCCGGCGUCGGGAAGACCAACCUUCUCUCCCGCUUCACCCGCAACGAGUUCAGCCACGACAGCCGGACCACCAUCGGGGUGGAGUUCUCCACCAGGACCAUCCUGGUGGGAGAUGCCCUGGUCAAGGCCCAGAUCUGGGACACGGCGGGGCUGGAGCGCUACCGGGCCAUCACCUCCGCUUAUUACAGGGGAGCAGUGGGGGCCCUCUUGGUUUUCGACAUCACCAAGCACCAGACGUACGACGUGGUCGAGCGGUGGCUGAAGGAGCUCUAUGACCACGCAGAGGCCACCAUCGUGGUGAUGCUGGUGGGCAACAAGACGGACCUGGCCCAUGCCCGGGAAGUGCCCACCGAGGAGGCCAAGAUGUACGCAGAGAACAACGGGCUGCUCUUUGUGGAAACGUCUGCCCUGGACUCCACCAACGUCGAACUGGCCUUUGAGACCAUUUUGAGAGAUAUUUUCAACAAAGUGCAAAAGCAGAAGCAGAGGAGCCCUCUGGACAAGACUGUCGCUCUCUCGGCCGAAAGCCCCAACGCCGAGUCCGGCUCUUCGGCCACGGAAGGGAAGCGGUUGUCCUCAUUGGGGACUCUGGCGUCGGGAAGAGCAACCUCCUUUCUCGCUUCACCCGAAACGAGUUCAACCUGGAGAGCAAGAGCACCAUCGGAGUGGAGUUUGCAACACGGAGCAUCCAAGUGGACAACAAGACCGUCAAGGCCCAGAUUUGGGACACAGCUGGGCAGGAGCGCUACCGCGCCAUUACGUCUGCCUACUACCGAGGAGCAGUUGGCGCUCUUCUUGUCUAUGAUAUCGCCAAGUACCUGACCUACGAAAAUGCAGAGCGCUGGCUUAAGGAGCUGCAGGACCACGCGGACGCCAACAUCGUCAUCAUGCUGGUGGGCAACAAGAGCGACCUGCGUCACCUGCGGGCAGUGCCCACCGACGAGGCCAAGAGCUUUGCUG